Boleophthalmus pectinirostris (great blue-spotted mudskipper) is the source of this 4382-nucleotide messenger RNA. RefSeq names its product tyrosine-protein kinase fyna. Lineage: Eukaryota; Metazoa; Chordata; Actinopteri; Gobiiformes; Gobiidae. Gene Ontology annotation, biological process: cell differentiation; cell surface receptor protein tyrosine kinase signaling pathway; innate immune response. The coding region runs from base 186 to 1799 and encodes 537 amino acids. Gene Ontology annotation, molecular function: non-membrane spanning protein tyrosine kinase activity; signaling receptor binding; ATP binding. Gene Ontology annotation, cellular component: extrinsic component of cytoplasmic side of plasma membrane. The record is from RefSeq and is a predicted model, not a curated record. The transcript has 12 exons.
CCGCCGUCAUCGCCUUUACGCACGGUCGCGACAGCAGCAGCCGAUCGUCAGGAAGGCUGUCCCUCCGCUGCCUCCGAACGCCCAGAAAACAGACCCCGAGGAGACAAAAACAGCGCCAGACCCGAGCCACGAAGCCCCUCUACACACUCCGAUGGAUUAGUCUGAGUUCGCUGCGACAGUAGAGAAUGGGCUGUGUCCAAUGUAAGGAUAAGGAAGCAGCGAAACUGACGGACGACAGGGAGACCAGCCUGUCGCACAACUCGGGCUACCGCUAUGGCUCAGAGCCCACGCCCCAGCACUACCCGGGCUUCGGCGCCACCACCAUCCCCAACUACAACAACUUCCACAGCGCCGCCACGCAGGGGGUCACCGUGUUCGGAGGGGUGCACAGCUCGUCUCAGUCCGGCACGCUACGGUCACGUGGAGGAACAGGAGUGACUCUGUUCGUGGCCCUGUACGAUUACGAGGCUCGCACCGAAGAUGACCUCAGCUUCAGGAAGGGCGAGCGCUUCCAGAUCCUCAACAGCACGGAGGGGGACUGGUGGGAGGCACGCUCUCUCACCACUGGAGGCACCGGAUACAUCCCCAGUAACUAUGUGGCCCCCGUGGACUCCAUCCAGGCCGAAGACUGGUAUUUUGGAAAACUAGGCCGGAAGGAUGCAGAGAGGCAGCUCCUGUCCAAUGGCAACGCUCGGGGCACUUUCCUUAUCCGAGAGAGUGAGACCACCAAAGGGGCCUACUCUCUGUCCAUCCAGGACUGGGACGAUAUUAAAGGAGACCACGUGAAGCACUACAAAAUCCGCAAGCUGGACAACGGAGGAUACUACAUCACCACCAGAGCGCAGUUUGAGACGCUACAGCAGCUGGUCCAGCACUACUCGGCUCGUGCCGCCGGCCUGUGUUGCCGUCUCAUCGUGCCCUGUCACAAAGGCAUGCCCCGCCUCACAGACCUGUCCGUCAAAACCAAAGACGUGUGGGAGAUCCCCCGAGAGUCUCUGCAGCUCAUCAAGCGCCUGGGCAACGGACAGUUCGGAGAGGUCUGGAUGGGCACCUGGAACGGCACGACCAAGGUGGCGGUGAAGACCCUGAAGCCGGGCACCAUGUCUCCAGAGUCGUUCCUGGAGGAGGCCCAGAUCAUGAAGAAGCUUCGGCACGACAAACUGGUGCAGCUGUACGCCGUCGUGUCCGAGGAGCCCAUCUACAUCGUCACCGAGUACAUGAGCAAAGGAAGUUUGCUGGACUUCUUGAAGGACGGAGAGGGCCGAGGACUCAAGCUUCCAAACCUGGUAGACAUGGCCGCUCAGGUGGCGGCGGGUAUGGCCUACAUCGAGAGAAUGAACUACAUCCACAGAGACCUGCGAUCGGCCAACAUCCUGGUGGGGGACAGUCUGGUGUGUAAGAUCGCCGACUUCGGACUGGCCCGGCUCAUCGAGGACAACGAGUACACCGCCAGACAGGGGGCUAAGUUCCCGAUCAAGUGGACGGCUCCCGAGGCGGCUCUUUACGGGAAGUUCACCAUAAAGUCGGACGUGUGGUCGUUCGGGAUCCUGCUCACGGAGCUGGUGACGAAGGGACGAGUGCCCUACCCAGGCAUGAACAACCGCGAGGUGCUGGAGCAGGUGGAGAGGGGCUACCGCAUGGCGUGCCCCCAGGACUGCCCCUCCUCUCUGCACGAGCUCAUGGUGCAGUGCUGGAAGAAGGACCCCGAGGAGAGGCCCACCUUCGAGUACCUGCAGGCCUUUCUGGAGGACUACUUCACUGCCACGGAGCCUCAGUACCAGCCCGGGGACAACCUCUGAGCCCGCGCCACUGCUGCUAAUGCUAAUGCUACGGCUAAGGUUAAUGCUACCGCGGAAAGCAACGUCCACGUACAGGGAGGAGGGCUGGAGCAAGAGGACCCGUCUGGUUUGGAGGAGUUUUGGGUAGGAUUUUUGGGAAUUGCAAGGUCGAAAUGAUUUGACUUGAUAGGAAUGAUCAGUCAAAACAUGGUUGCGAGGUAGCCUAACAAUUAUGGAAUUCCCUUGCGUGAUUUUAUUAAAUUUUUAAUCUAAAAAAAUGGCCAAACUGAUCUUAAUUGUGUUUUAGUCAAAUGAGCAGUCAUAGGCACUUUACUGCAUUAUAGAUCCAUACUGAAGACAUCAAAUAUACAAAGCAAGUAGUGUUGUAGUCGAGACCACACCAAGACCUCUGAGGGUUGAGACUGAGACAAGAAUUUUAAAGGCCAUCGAGACUAAAUUGAGACCAUCUUUGUCAUUCUCUUCAUUUAUUUGUAUUUCACUCUUAUUUUGGCACAAAUAUAUAUCAAUGUUUUAAAGUUUUUGUUUUUAAGCAACACUCUGCGCCCCUUUUUUGGACGCGCAUCCACAGUUGGAGAACAUCUUCAUUAAUCCCACUUACACUGGCACUUUACAGAAAACUCCUUCAAAGUGAAUCAAGUGGGUAUAAUUUUUAAACUAUCUAGACUUACAUUCUCUUCUUGGUUUUGCAGUGGUAUUUCACAGCCUGUGCUCAUUUACCAAACCAAACGCACAUCGUGACAAACACAGAUGUACCGCACAUCGGUACAAGUUUAUUGCCGACAGCAGCGGCCAUAAUGAAAUAUGAUCGCACUCGACAAACACCAGACCUCAAGUCCAUGACAAGACUCAGUCCAAGAGCCUUCAGAACUGAGACAAUACAGAGUCCAAAUGCGCUAGAGAGAAAAACAACGGUCUUGAGGCCAAUCUCGAGACCAAAACCAAUCUCGAGUACUAUGGCACUAGAGGCAAGAUGUAUGGAAUUAUCUAAAUAAGUUUUAUAUUUUAUAUCAUUUUUUUUAAAUUUCCCAAACCAUCCACCCUUUGCUUUGUGGAGAGCACUGCAAACCCUUGACCCUUGAAGUCUCCUGGCAUGGUUUUCACUUCAGAGCUGUGCCAUGUCGGGGUUCAUUAGAGGCCGCAUCUCAAUUCUCUUUCCUCGUUUCCUUUUCCUUGAUUCCUUUCCUCGAUUAUCCAUUUUUCAGCUGUCGAUGAAACGUGUCAUAUUAUGCGGUGUCCCAGAGUAAACCACGGAAUGAAGGCGUAAACCUGAGGGAGGCUUCAGGAGGCAGGCGUCAGAUAAAAGAAUCAAACUUUAUCGGUCUCAGCGAGCAGUUUAUAUCCUCUGUCUUCGCUCUGUCUUCUCUUUGGGUGGGACUUCCUCACCUAUUUCCUGCAGAAUCAAGGAGAGGAAUCAAGGAGAAGGAAGCGAGGAAAGAGAAAUGACACGCUGCCCAAGAGUAUAAAAAGGAUUACAGUGGCGAAUUGGCUAUUACAAAAAAUGUAAAAUUGAAAACAUGAGUAGAGUUAUUUCACACUUUUUGGUUUACUUCAUUCCGUAUGUGUCCAUUCAUAGUUUUGAUGUCUUCAGUGAGAAUCUACACUGUAAAUAAUAAUAAUAAUUCAAUGUGAUGUAGUCUCACUUUAAGUACAAAUAGAGUAAAUAAGUAAAACAAAAAAAAAACAAAAAAAAAACAUCCUUAAAAAUAUCCUGUCAAUGGGCUAAGAUGUUUUAUGUCAAAUUGUCAGGUUAGGGGAAAAAGUUGUUUCAAGUUAAAACAAUUAACUUUGAAAUAAAUAAUGCAAACAUAAAUUUCUUUGGCUGUCUUAAAAUUGCAAAAUAAUGAAAUAUUGAAACAAGUCAAAUAAUGUGGACCUUGCAAUUCAAAAAUCUUGACUUAAAAUUCCUCAAAUCACGGUAAAUCUUCUUAGUCCAAGCCAUUCGAUGUGGAAAUUGCUUUUGGCCGUGUGCUUGUCCUGUCACCGGCUCCCCAGCAGAGGGCGCCACACUCCACACAUUCGGUCAUCAUGUGGAUCUCCAUUGACUUUGUCCAAGUUUCCCAUGCACCAAGACUUUAACCUGGAAGGACGGAAGAAUUCUCACGAGACUGCCAUGGAGGAAGUUGUACGUAAUGUAAAUAUACCAAAAUUUGCUUGUCUACUUAUCUCUUAUUAUUAUUAUUGUUGUUUAUUUUUCCCGUUUUUCUUACUUUGAUAUUCUCGGAAAACCUUUUGUGUGGAUUUUUUUGAAUCCGAUGAAACAGCUGGUAGUGAGCAGGCAGCGAAGCGUAUAUGAAGUAGGUUUAGAGGUGGUGGGAUAGUUCCUGGGCCUUUCCCUGGAGUCCACCGCACCUUUUUUACAAGCUUAAUUUAAUAAUACUGAUACACCGUCAAAAUAGUAUCUGCGUUGACAAACAAAUGACUUGAAUUCAGAAAUUUUUACAUUUUUUUAUUUAGAUUUUUUAAUGUAUUAGACCUUGACUAUUUGACUGGUGUAAAACAAUAAAAAAAAAUAAAAAUUCUAAUUUCAAAACCAAAUGAUCUGCAUAUAAUAGUUAUUUUAAUAAUUUUUUAAUGUAUUUAAUA